This is a messenger RNA of Penicillium soppii, 402 nucleotides long. RefSeq lists its product as uncharacterized. The coding region runs from base 1 to 402 and encodes 133 amino acids. NCBI's taxonomy places the organism in Eukaryota, Fungi, Ascomycota, Eurotiomycetes, Eurotiales, Aspergillaceae. The record is from RefSeq and is a predicted model, not a curated record. The transcript has a single exon.
AUGGGCUUUGCAUUUGGCAGGUUCGCCGAUCCUUGGUUGAUGACGCUGUUUGGUCAGAAUUUCAACUCCAGACUCCACGCCCACGAGUUGUGUCUGGGUGGUGGGUGGCGCGGAAGUCUCGGCCUACUGCGCCUCGUGAUCAUUUCUUUCUGGGAACGAAUAGAAAAACGCAGGAAAUCCUGUACGGGAUGGGCUGAUGUCUGGCGAAGUAGUGAUGAAAUCGGUGCCAGCCACAAAGCUUGGAUUUCGCCCCCGGCCGUUAACCGACCGGCCGGACUGCGACACGCACAAUCUCUGUUUAGGCUAAUGGGAGAGAAUGUUAAAGAUUUUGAUGUUGAUCUCGGUAGCGGAAUCCAUCUCGCUUUGGAUUUCUUGUUGCGGAAUCCCAAGGAUGCCGAUUAA